Rattus norvegicus (Norway rat) is the source of this 2141-nucleotide messenger RNA. It is a transcript of the gene Terf2ip, whose product is annotated as TERF2 interacting protein. Gene Ontology annotation, molecular function: telomeric repeat DNA binding. Gene Ontology annotation, cellular component: cytoplasm; nucleoplasm; chromosome. The transcript is spliced from 3 exons. The record is from RefSeq and is marked provisional. Lineage: Eukaryota; Metazoa; Chordata; Mammalia; Rodentia; Muridae. Gene Ontology annotation, biological process: telomere maintenance; telomere maintenance via telomere lengthening. Bases 51 to 1232 code for a protein of 393 amino acids.
GUCUUCUCAGUGUUGUCCCUUUGCUUUUCUUGGGCAGCGGAGCGACAGGUAUGGCGGAGGUAAUGGAUCUGGGUAAAGAUCCCAAUGGGCCCACCCACUCCUCCACUCUGUUUGUGAGAGAAGACGGCAGCGCCAUGUCGUUUUACGUGCGGCCCAGCUCGGCCAAGCGCCGGCUGUCAACGCUCAUCCUGCACGGCGGCGGCAUCUUGUGUCGGGUGCAGAAGCCCGGGGCGGUGCUGCUAGCCCAGCCCGGGGAGGCGCUGGCCGAGGCUUCGGGCGACUUCAUCUCCACGCAGUACAUCCUAGACUGCGUGGAGCGCAACGAGAAGCUGGAACUGGAGGCCUAUCGGCUGGGCCUGACGGAGCAGGCGUCCGACCCUAAGCCCGGGGCUUCUGCGGAGGGCUCCACGGAACCCGAGCCUCAGCCCCUGACCGGGCGCAUUGCCUACACUGACGCAGACGAUGUGGCCAUCCUAACCUACGUAAAGGAAAAUGCCCGUUCGCCCAGCUCAGUCACAGGCAAUGCCUUGUGGAAAGCGAUGGAGAAGAGCUCGCUCACGCAGCACUCCUGGCAGUCGCUCAAGGACCGCUACCUCAAGCACCUGCAGGGCCAGGAGCACAAGUACCUGCUCGGGAACGCUCCGGUCAGCCCGUCCUCCCAGAAGCUCAAACGGAAGGCGGAGCAGGACCCGGAGGCUGCGGAUAGCGGGGAGCCACAGAACAAGAGGACGCCAGACUUGCCUGAAGAGGAGUGUGUGAAGGGGGAGACCAAGGAGAAUGGAGAGGCAGACAACAAGCUAUUUGAGGAAGCUACUCCGGAGUUGGGGGAAGCCGUGGUGGAUGAGAGCCCUGACUUUGAAAUACACAUAACCAUGUGUGAUGGUGAUCCACCCACACCUGAGGAAGAUUCAGAAACACAGCCAGACGAGGAGGAAGAGGAACCAAAAGUUUCUACACAAGAAGUGGGAACUGCCAUUAAGAUCAUCCGGCAGCUAAUGGAAAAGUUUAACUUGGAUCUCUCAACAGUUACACAGGCCUUGCUGAAAAACAGUGGUGAACUGGAGGCCACUUCCUCUUUCUUAGAGUCUGGACGGAGACCUGAUGGUUUCCCAAUUUGGUGCCGACAAGAUGACUUAGAUUUGCAAAAGGACGAUGAUGACACUAGAAAUGCACUGGUCAAAAAAUAUGGAGCUCAGAAUGUUGCUCGGAGGAUCGAAUUUCGAAAGAAAUAAGGACAAGAUAACCAAGACAGGUGACCAUGUAAGCAUCUUGUGACCAUUGAAGCUGACGGGUGCUGCCGCUCUGUGAACCCCAGGUUUUGUAGCCAAGCAGUAUAAUGUAGCAGGAUAAAACAAAAGAAACUGGAUUAGAGCUGUCGGUGGCCAGUAUCCCAUGUUUAUGAUAGGCAAAUCUAAGCCAGAGAGGUUGGUCUGUGUAGUAGUGAGCCUUGGUUGGAAUGUGGCUCCCAUUGUACAGGAGACAGCAGCCAAGUGACAAAGUCAAGAUUAGAAAUGAAAGGAAACUUGAUUGGUGAGUGAAUAACCUUCUGUCUUCUGGCAGAAAUUGCUUUAGGUGGAGGGUCCCAAACCAAAAGUCUAGAAGUAAGAUUUAAUUGUAGAGCUUAUACAUGGACUGUCCCAAACUAUCCCAUUCCCCAGGGAGCUCUGGGCUCUGUUUCGAUGGUGUUGAAUUAUCCCACAGGCAUCUUGCUAACAGUCUUUGAAAUCUCCUCUCCUUCCGUGGCUCUUGCUGUUUGAGUUUUGAAUCAAGUCUCUAUAGCAUGUAUUUGGUUACUUACCAUCCACUCUGUGUACACGAAGCCCUAGGCCUGGGGGAGCUUCCACCCUUUCCAACAUAAAAGAUGUCAUAUACAGACUUCACAGUCAGGAAUCAAAGAGAAAAUCAAGUUAUAGACACACGCACAGAUCUUAAAGCUCUGUGCUGUAAGUUUGUGAUUCUGUGUUUCACCCUUGUCGCUAUCCUCAGACAAGGUAGGUUGGAGACUCUUAAUUGUGAUAUGUUUGUAAAUUUUAUGGAACGUAAGUUUUCUGCUGAAAAUUAUGUAGACUUAAAAUUUAGUUGAUUGGUCCACUUUGUUGUGUUGUUUUUGUCAUUGAAAAUAAAUAUAAUUUUGUGUUUGA